AUGGUAAGGCACGAACAUGUCAAACUCGAAUCUGAAACCAACCUGUUCCCAAUUGAUGAAGUUAUUCGCAGACAUCCCUACUACACCACUGUUCGCGUAAUCACUACUCCAUUAGCGAACUUCACUCCAAAACCAUUUUUGCAUGAAGUUUCCACAACUACAAACUUGAUAGAACUCAUACAACUCAGAAUGAAUGCUAGUCAGUCAUAUAUCGAAGCAAUUCCUCUAGACCAAGUUGACGUCGAAGCUGCAUUUCAGAACAAGUUGCAAUUUUAUGGCUCAAAGAAUGAGGUAAUUUUACACAUUGAUCAAGCAUCGUAUCAGAAAUUGCCCAACUUGCAAAAAGAUCAAACCCAUGAUCGUUAUGGUUCUGUAUCUUCAUUCGAACAUGCUCAAGUAAAGAGACUUACCGAUUACAAGAUCGGCCAUGGUGAAAACAAUUACUCUCGAUAUAGAUACAAAAUAAAAAUUAAAUUCUCACAACCUGAACUCGAAUACAUCAUCAAGACGCUAUUCAACAAUGUACGCACCGAAUCAUACAUCUAUGACCCAGAAAUGGACUUGCCAAUACCCGAAUGCGAAGAAGAUAUAGUAAGGAUGCCCUUAUCACCCGCCCAUCAAACAGAACUAGAUGACCAUAAAACACAAGCCCGUGAAUUGACUACGCUAUUUGCAAAUUUGGAGCCACAUCAAAUAACAAAUUACCAGCAAUAUAAUACCUUCCCGUUGCCUCGCUAUACUAUGCACAAUGUUUAUUGUGAAUCUAUCACGCAAUCAGAUUGGGUGAUGCUUUCGUUGCACACUAGAGAUACGCAUACGUUUAUUGAAAAAGAUGGAUUGGUUGCAAAAGUUCGCGAAGAAAAAUGA
Molecule: messenger RNA, 867 nt
Organism: Lodderomyces parapsilosis
Lineage: Eukaryota; Fungi; Ascomycota; Pichiomycetes; Serinales; Debaryomycetaceae
Exons: 1
Coding region: 1-867 (288 amino acids)
Source: RefSeq, a predicted model, not a curated record